UCUGCUGAUGAACUUUCAACCUUUAUUUCAGUGCUGAACACAAUAAUCUGCUGUGGACAAACUCAAGAUGCUGUGCUGACUAUUGAGCCCAACUGGUCGACUUUUUAUGCCGGAGAGUUUGUUACAUUUAUCUGUGACAUGAAUGAAGGAAAAGACUCUGACUGGUAUUACCAGUUAAGAAGGAACGGUGAAGAAUUUUUCCCCCAUCAGCCACAUAAAAACUUCAGAGUUCAAGAGCUGGAUACUGGUUACAGUGGUGAAUUUCAGUGCUGUGGUUACAGGAUGAGCAGCUCAUCUCACUCAAAGUGCAGUAAAGCUGUCACUGUUAUUCUAAUAUUUGUUUCCAUAACAGCAGAUAAACCCAGAGCCACAUUGACAGCAGGUCCAACAACCAUACCAGUAGGGGGCAGUGUGACACUGAGCUGCUCAGUGGAGCCCUCUGCUGGAUGGAAAUACAAAUGGUUCAGACGAACCAAAAAUUCACCUGAAGUUGAAAUCAACACAAAUAAUAAAGAAAACAGAAAUAUCACUGUGAGACAAGGAGGAAUCUACAUGUGUGAUGGAGAGAGAGGAAAUCCCUCAUUCUACAGCCAUCGAAGCCAUGACGUUACCAUAGAGAUAACUUUUUCCAACAAGGUUGUUGUGACUCGACGACCAAACUGGCCUCAGAUGUUCAGUGGUGAGAUGAUCACUCUGACAUGUGAGGUCCAGGGAGGAGAAACCACUGAGUGGACGUGUGAAUGGAGAGGAAUCUACAUAUGUGAAGGAGUGAAAGGAAAUCACUCAUUCUACAGACAACGAAGCCGUGAUGCCACCAUUGAAAUUAUAUUUUCCAACAAGGUUGUUGUGACUCAACAACCAAACUGGCCUCAGAUCUUCAGUGGUGAGACGAUCACUCUGACAUGUGAGGUCCAGGGAGGAGAAACCACUGAGUGGACGUGUGAAUGGAGAAGAGAUGGGUCAAUAAUACACAGGACAAACAGUAAAGACUGGACUUUCAAUGCCUCUGAGUCCAGCAGUGGAGACUACAUGUGUCAGUGUAGAAGCAGAGACGACUCGUAUUCUUCAACACAGUGGAGUGAAGCCAUAACAGUCACUGUGUCCAGUUCUUCACAUCUCGUGCUGCUGAUCGUUGGACCAGUUGUUGGAUUCAUUCUCCUUAUUCUCCUCGUCUUGUUGUGCUUCUGCAGACGGUCCAAGGGUUUAUUCUGCUCCAGAUGUAAGGCCUCAGAGAGCAGCAGAAACGAUGGAGUCAACCAGACUGGCGGUCAUGAAUACGGCUCUCCUCCUCAGGGUUAGAACCGCUGCAAGUUUUUAGUGAUUAAAAAUUAUUGCUUCUAGCUAA
Molecule: messenger RNA, 1345 nt
Organism: Poecilia latipinna (sailfin molly)
Lineage: Eukaryota; Metazoa; Chordata; Actinopteri; Cyprinodontiformes; Poeciliidae
Exons: 10
Biological process (GO): immune response; cell surface receptor signaling pathway
Cellular component (GO): external side of plasma membrane
Molecular function (GO): transmembrane signaling receptor activity
Source: RefSeq, a predicted model, not a curated record